GUGCAAGGAGAAGUGAAGGUAAAUGCUCGUGACGUCACAAAAUGGCAGCCACCACGAGCGGAACAGGAGAAACGAUCGCCGUAGAAAAAGCCAAUGAAGAAACUAUGAGUAGCCAAGUGGAAGAAAAUGAAGAUAUAGAUAAGGUGGCUGCUAUUUUGGCUGAGGAGAAAGCCCUUGGUCCACAAGGUGUGGAGGGGCAAGCUGAGCCUGUUGAAGCAUCUCCACGUGAAGGAUCCCCAUCUUCAGAAAGUGAGGAUUCCAAAGUAGAAAAGUUUCCAAAAGAAGCAGAGAAAAAGAAAUCUGAGCCAAAAAGUGGGAAGAGUAAGAAACGAGAAGAUAAAAGCAUAGAUCAUGUAUUAAAGGCACUGAGCAGCCUUGGGACUCCAGAGGAAAAGUUGGCUGCUCUGUGUAAGAAGUACACUGACAUGUAUGAUGAGAACAGGAUACUGCAAAGUACACUGAAGCAAACACAGAGGAAACUGACUGUGGGAAUGCGAGAAAAAGAUCAACUGCAGAGUGAACACAGUAAAGCUGUCCUUGCCAAAAGCAAACUGGAGAGUCUGUGCAGAGAACUUCAAAGGCACAACAAACUCAUCAAGGAGGAGAGCCUGGCAAGAGCAAAAGAAGAAGAGGAAAAAAGGAAGGAAGUAACAACAAGGUUUCAGACCACCAUUAAUGAAAUACAGACUCAAAUGCAAGAAAACCAGGCUAGGAAUAACACUUUAAAGGAAGAAAAUAGUGAACUUGCCAAUAAAUUGAAAGGUCUUAUAGAUCAGUAUGAGAAAAGGGAGGAACAUAUAGAAAAGAUUUUCAAGCAUAAAGAUUUGGAGUGUCAGUUGUCAGAUGCCAAGCUUCAGCAGCAAACAUUACAAACAGCAGAAGAAAAGGAGAGGACCCUGACUGAGAAGAAACUGUUGCUAACACAGCUGACAGAAGCUCAUAAGAAGAUUGAAUUGUUGGAACAGGCAGAAAGUCACCUUAAGGCUCAGUUGGCAUUGUAUACAGAGAAAUAUGAAGAUUUUCAGAGCACAUUGACCAAAAGUAAUGCAGUGUUUGGGUCUUUUAAAACAGAAAUGGAUAAGAUGGGCAAGAAGAUCAAAAAGCUCGAAAAGGAAACAACAAUGUGGAAAACAAGAUCAGAAAAUAGUAACAAAGCACUGCUAGACAUGGCAGAGGAGAAAACACGUUCAGACAAAGAACUGGCGAUGCUUCAACAGAAAAUCGGUCGUUUGGAGAAGUUGUGUCGUGCACUGCAGGCAGAGAGGAGAGGGGGCCCCAGUGUCACAGUCACAGAAUCUGAAGAAUCUUCAAAUUACACAUUAGAUACAACGGAGCAUGAUAUACAACCGACAAAGACACCCCCAAACACCCCUAGUACUCCACAGUCACGAGCUAGCCCCACCAACGUUGAAACUGGCACCUCCAACAACAAUAAUACGCUGAUGGUAAAUGGACAUCUUGACAACAACAUCCAAGGAAUGGAAGCUGGAGGAGAAAACAAAGAAGCAGCAACUCCUCCUGAUCAACAAACAGAUCUGGUCCAAUCAGAAUCUAUGGAACAAGCUACAAAUAGUGCAGAUUCUUCUGUCAUCCAAUCAGCUGCUGAAACACAAACAUCAGGCUCUAGCAACACUUCAGGUCAGGUUUUGUCAACUGAACAGUCUGUUGCAGCUGACAUAUAGUAGUCAGACCAGUAGGACUGAGGUAUAGCAGCGGAACCCUACUCCAGCAUUGCUAUAGUAUAGCACAUGAAUAUGGAAAAAAAUUGCAGCUAAUUUUAUAAAUUGAAUUGAAAGACUUGAUUAGUUAAUGGGUAUGUGCAGGGAUUGACUGUCAGACUCAAGCAUGCUUUCAGUUGGAUUGUUUUUGUUUAUUUAUAACCUAAGUUUGUUUACCAAGAAUAGUUAAAUGAGUAUAAGCUUGUCAAGGUUAGACUGAUAAAUGGGUAAAUAGGAGCCCAUAUUUGAUCUGUCUGAGUAUGAUGAUUCAUAGUCCUGUGUCUUACUUGCCUCGGCCUGUCUAUUCUGAUACUGGGCAAGGUGUUGAAUGCUUUCACAUUUAUCCUCCUCUGUGUUGAUGUGGAUUGUGUUCCUAUUUCCAUCUUUUAUAUGUGCCAGAGCCCCCCUCCCCCCUUUUUCACUUUUGACUUGUCAACAGAGUUCAGUUUUUAUUAUCAUAUUUAAUACAAGUGUACCGAAUUAUGCAUACAGUGAAACAUAUCAUAUGCAAACAUUGUCAUGUUCCAUAUAAGGGAUGGUGUUAAUGGUUGAUGAGUAUAAAAAAGCACCUAUGCGUGUAAUCAUUGACUACAUGAGCUGAAUCAUGUAGCACACCUUAUAGACCAUGUUAGAAAUCAGCUGGUGCCAGUGACACAUCUGGUUGUACUCCCAGACCCUUGAUUUUAUCUGCAGGAAAGUUAUAUUUGUGCACAAGUAAAAAGCUUUGGUGGUAUAUGCAUGCAUACCUUUUGAAACAAGCAGGCAGUGUAAUUCUGUACUCCUAGUAGCUUCUAGAAAAUAAAUACCAUUUUCAAAUUGAU
Molecule: messenger RNA, 2539 nt
Organism: Lingula anatina
Lineage: Eukaryota; Metazoa; Brachiopoda; Lingulata; Lingulida; Lingulidae
Product: beta-taxilin
Molecular function (GO): syntaxin binding
Source: RefSeq, a predicted model, not a curated record